AUUUACAUUGAACCUUAUGGGGAAAUUUAACUUGGCUCAUGUCCAGUUUGGGUCAUGACCAGAGUCCUGGAAUGGAUUAAGUUCGUGAGCCAAGGUACCACUGUAUUUAUUCUGAAUUUGAUCGUACUUGCACUGCAACUGUGUUUCUGGAUUGACACGCUCUUUCAGUGACCCCCACACUUCAGUGUGUCUCUGCAGAUUCAUCUUGAGAUUUGAUGCCUGUGAUAAAGGGGACUAUAUUCCAUGGGAGUUUGUGCUAAAAUAAAUGUGUCAGUCUUUAAGGUACCACAAGACUCUGUUGCUUUUAUGGCAACAGAUUAACUUGGCUACCCAUCUGGAUUUUGAGAUUUGUGUCUCUCCAUCACCACCUCUUUCUAAUUGCUUCAGCCAGUAGGUCAAACAUAAUGCCUCAUGCUAAAUAGAUUUCUGAGUUUUAUAGCAUAUACAGAGUUCAUUGUAGAGAAAAUGGACUUCAACCAUAUCUGAGAGAUCUCCAGUUAGCUGUUUUGGGAAGAUCUUGUCUAAGGGCUCUUUUUGCUCACACAGGUAAGCCAGGUAUGUUGCAGUAUACAAAUCUGGCAUAAUAAUGCCUUUUAAAGUAGGAUAAACUUCAGUUGAACUAGAGCUAUAAAGCUUUGUUAAAUCUCCCACGAAAUCAUUUCUGAAAGCCAGGAUUUAAGCAGAUACGUCAUUGAGUAAGUGACAUUUAGACUGACUGUAUUGAAAUUGACAAUAAUAUAAGACAAGUGCAAAACUUCAGAAAAGUGGGGCAGAGGAGAAUAAAGUCUCUGGGGUUUGGAGAGGAGAGGUUCUGGUAUUUUGUUCUCUUCAGGUUCCUGCUGUCAUACACCCCCAUAAACCUGCUUUCCAUUUGAAUUCAUAAUAGAGAAAGGAUAAUGAUAAUCAUUUGUUCCAUAGGUUGUGAACCUACCUACAGCCAGUCAUGUACUAGGGAGAAAGUUUAGCUUUCUGUUUAGAUAUAGUCUUGGUUUUCACAUAUUAUCACUUCAUUUCUGCACCACCCAAUAUGCUAACCAUUGUUUUAUUUACAUGGUUUCUUGCCUUCCCUAGCCGUUGCCCAAUAGAUGAUUGACCAAAACAUGAUUUGUAUUCUCAAAUCCUGGCUAGUUUCUCUUCUCCUUUGCUUGUACCCUCCCCCUGUCCUAGUUACUUUGCAGCACUGCAGCACUGGCAUAUAGAGCAGCUGACCUUUUUAACCAUCCCUAGCCAUUACUUUUGCUUGCUAUUACUGUAGCCUAAUGAAACAAUCUUUAGUUCUUACCAUCUGUCCAGUGGGGCCAACCAGUGAACUGUAGUGGAAACCUUGGACUGAAUUCAACAGGUGCUUACACACACCACCAAUUCCUUUCUACGAGUGGAAGGUUCCAUCAUUAUUGCAAGGGAAAUCCAGCACUUCGUACAAAAGCUUGUUUCUAGAAGGACCAUCUCAUUGGUUUCUGCUCUGUAGAAUUAGGAUGAAUAGAAUGUUGUUUAAACUGUUUCCCAGUAUUUCGGUCUACAUUGUUUCAGAAACUUAACAUGGUAUAUAAACAAUCUAACAACAACAACAGUAGCAACUUUAUGCUUGAUUGUAUUAUUUUCUCAUGUUUUUAACCAUUGCUCCUUGUCAGAUGCAACACUGUCUGAUAUACUGGGAUUGUUUUUGACAGACAGUAGGUGUUGAACACAAAGUCCCUGUGGAUAGCUUAGAGCAGGAAAUGUCUGCUUCCUGACUACAACUUUAACAUUACGCCGAGCUAGCUAUUUUUGCAUUUUGCAUUAUUGUCCUGAAUGAAUUCUUUUGCCAGAGGAAAAAGAAUCUUACCUUUCUAGAGAACUAAAGUUAUUGGCACAAAAUCUAAUGGUAACAAUCACAUAUAAAGGUUACCUGUCAGUCCAGGUUUAUUAAACAGUAGUGUGCACAAUGAGUGUGCCGGUAUGUGCCAUCCAUUCGCCCCUCCCUUUGCACAAGUUGGUAAAGAAACCAACAAAUCACAGUUAAGAAUAAACUCCUGUUAAAUCUGAACUAAGGGCUGUAGUUAAUUCCUGCCAAACAAGCAAAGGUUAGAAGCCAGCUUUAAAGCUUCCAUUCCUGGUUUCUUUUGAAGCCAUUUACUGUUAGCCAUUUACUGUUACUGCCCAGUAAUCAGCAGCUAUGCUGAACUCUAACUUGUUGCAGCCAUUCAUAUAAAAGAAGGAAUGAUUUGGGAAUGGUCACGUGCGAUGCGCUGCUGAACUACUGUGCACAUCAUAGUUUCGUAAGCCACACCGUUGGCUUACUUUUCUGUGUAAAUGCAGGCAAUAGAAUGUUUCUAUGUCAAGUCAAAACAUCAAAUGAAGAUAAGCUGUCACAACUGCUCAAAAGUAUAGUUAUUUACUGGAAAGCCUCUUUAAAGGUGACAUAGAAUAGGAUGGGGAUAAUCUUGUUAAUUUUAUAAAAUAUUUUAAAUUCUAAAAACAAUUUCCUGUCCUAAACACUCAAGUAGCUGUAGUUAUUACAGUCUGAAGUAUGCAAGUAGAUGCACCCAGAUUAGAAUUAUACUAAGAACGAAAGCAGUAAUUGAUUAUGGAGGGAAACUAUUAUGGAGACAAUUGACACAUAAUUAUAUCAUAGAGCAGCAGUCAAUUUAAAUUCAAUAUUUGCAAGUGUUUUUCUUUAGUAAACUGCCUGUUGUGUCAUCUUUUUACAAAUAUGCGGUGGAAAAAACUGUUCUGUUAGAUGAGUAACUGAAAAUAAAUCUGUGAAUCAAAACAGAAAGGACUAAAGUCUUCAAGGUCAGUGUGGGAAGCAAAUGCUGCAAAUUGCUGGGAAAGAGAGGAACUAGAAUUUGUGGUUAUACUGCUUUGCACUCCAGUGAGUACUGUCUUCUGGACAAGUUACUUGCUUUACCAAGUACCAAAUUGCCUUUACCAAGGCAAUUUAUGGUGCUGCUCAGACAGUUUUUUAAAUGGCCAAAUGCAGUUAUAGUCCCCAGAGGUAGUCUAUCCCUGGCAUAGGCCCACAUAUAAUUGAGUCGCAGCACAAACCAAUGAAUGUGGGAAAAUCUGUGAAUCAGAUAUGGACAUUCUGAAGGUCAUUUGUAGCUUUAAAUUUCGUACAAGAAGUUCUUAAUAGAAACAGACUGAUGAGAUGCUGAUGCAAACUACAAAAGGAUUGUUGUGGUCUAGGCAGCUUACUUAAGCAACAUUCCAUAAAUGCUUAUGGAAUUCAUGAACUUAAAUCUUAAGUAACAUUAAAGAUAAAGUUCAAAAUAAACUAAAUUGUAUGGAAAAAUUAAAGAUGACCAUCAAAAUAGAUAAAUGGGUGAAACCAAUAUUUGCCCAAACAGUUCUGACAGAGACCAGAUAAGAAUAUGUUUGAAAUCAAGAGGUAGGCUAAAGAACAUGUAAAAACCUGUUUGUCUUCUUGUUUUUAAAUGAAAAUGAACUGUUCAUUUUUUCCCACUAGUUAGUUCAAUAAAUCAGGUGUGGCUUAAGUAAUGUAAUUGUUUUCCUCCAGGGCUCUUUGUAAUCUUCUGCAAGUAGAAAUCCACAGUGCUUAUGUCAAACCUAUGUGUAAUUAAUUUAUUACUUCAGUGAAUAAGAAAAGGCCUGAGCAAGAGUGUAUUUAUGUAUUAUCUGUCCUGAAUCUCUCCCUAAUCAACUACAAGAAUGGGGGGGGGGGAUUUAUUUAUUUGUUUGUUCAUUUAUUCAAGCUUUUGUUGACUGUCACAAUAGCCACAUGGCUCUCAGAAGGGUUUACAGUAGUUAAAAAACAAUCUAACAAAACAUAAAAAACAUAAAAGUAUCUGCCAGUAGGUUUUCUCUUCACACACAUGAUUUUGUAAGCUUGUAUCAUGUCUCCCCUACUCAACUUUUUCCUAAGCUGAACAAUCAUAGAUGUUGUAACCUUUUCUCAUAAGACAGUUGUUCCAGGCUGUUGAUGAUUUUAGUUACCCUUUUCUGCCCAUUUUCCAACACUACAGUAUCACCUAGGUGUGAUGACCAGAACUAUGUGCAGUAUUUUCAGUGUGACUGCACCAUAGCUUUGCAUAAAGUGUGCAUAAGGUGAGCAUAAUAUUGGCAGUUUUAUUUGCAGCUCCCUUCCUAAUUUAUGGCAGGGUGUUUGCCAUUUUCACAGUGGCCACAAAUGGGCUUGACGGUUCCAUCCCAACCCCAAGAUUUCAUCUCUGGCCAUUCACCACUACAUCAGAGCCCAUCAGUUUAUACAUGUACCUGGGAUUUCCUCCCCCCCCCUUUUUUUUUUUUUUACUCCAGCAUGCAUCAGUUUAUUCUUGCUUAUGCUGAACUGCAUGUGUCAUUUUAAUGUAAGUUCUCCCAGACUGAGAGAUAGUUUUGGAAUUUCUGUCAAUCCUGUUUCAUUUUAAGCAUUUGAAAGAAUUUGGUGUCAUUAUCAAAAUCAGCCACUUCACUGCUCAAUUCUAAUUCCAAAUAAUUUAUGAAUAAAUGUUAAACAUUGUCCCACAAAAGAUUCCUAGGAGAUCUAGCUGUUGGCAUCUCUCCACUGGGAGAAUUUACCAUGUAUUCCUUUUCUCUGCUUUCUGUUCUUUAACCGGUUUCUGAUCCUUAAGAGGACCUCCCUGCUGACUCCAUGACUGCUAAGUGUGCUCAGGAGCCUUGGGUGAGGGACUUUGUCAAAAGCCUUUUGGAAAUCCAGGGCAACUGUUUCAGAACUGUUACAGAAAUUCUAGGAAGCAGUACUAAACAUGGAUGGUGUGUUCCUCACAGAGACAAGAGCCAAUUCUAUCUUAAAAAGAUAUCCACGGGCUAAUGGACUUUGGGAAGAGCUUAAGCAAGGAAACAUUGAACGUGAAUGCUUUGAAGAACGUUGUGAUAAAGAAGAGGCAAGAGAAGCUUUUGAAAAUGAUGAGAAGACGAUGGAGUUUUGGAAAGAGUACACAAAUGGACGCCAUGGAGAAAGUAGCACAGUACAUAACUGGUAUCCAUUUUACCUUGUAUUUCCAUUAAUUAUUGGCCUUUUAAUUAUCAUUCUUAUCAUAUUUGUCACUUGGAGAUGCCUGUUCAAAAAGAAAAUGCGAAGACGGUCCAUGUAUGCACAUAACAGAACCAGAGAAAUAACAGGUGAGAGAAACAUUGCUGACGGUAGAAGUUCCCUUCCUCAGCCACUCAGCAUUCUUCAGUCCCCACAAGAAGAGAUGUUUGAAGGCAGUGUACACUCUCCGGGAUAUCUGAGCUACACAGAUGCGCAUGCAGACUCCAUAUCAAUAAGGCUAUCAGGCUGUGACCCACCUCCUUCGUAUGAAGAAGUUGCCGGUGAAAAUGGCAUGAGAAGAAAUGAAAUGGAAAAUCACUUGGAUCCACCUCCUCAAUAUGAAGACAUCAUGAAUAGCAUUCCAGUACCUCCUGUGACCAUCAAAUAAAGCAGGAAGAGUACUAAAUCAUUUCCUAAGAAGGGUCGGGGAGACCCUAGGACUUUUUAGCACUUUAUUGCAGCUUGAUAUUUAUAUAUUUCAAGUAUUUCUACUGUAUUACACUACUUCCUCUUCCUCUAUCCCAAAUUUGGUCUGCCCUGUGGAAUGUCUUCUUUUCUGGGAGACAAUCAAUCAUCAGUGUGGUUGUAUGUACUUCCAGAGAUGCCAAUUAAGUCAGUUGGUAUUCUUUUUUAUAUUAUUACUGAAAGCAGUUUUGUAGUAAAUUUAACAGACUCAGUAAUGACAAAAUUAGAGGAUUAAUGCCAAAAAGGGAACAGGGUAAUUACAAUUCUCUUGAGAGGCCCAAAUAAAACUCUUUUUUGCCCUUAUCAUUCAUCAGUAGUCACACAGAACCGGAACAAGCAAAUAAACUGGCACAAAUGGUGAUACCCAUCUUUCUGCCAGAGAGAGCCAGUUGUCAUAAGUGAAGCUGAAAUAUUUUAAUAGUGCUCUUUAGUGUGAGAAAUGCAGUAGAGUGAUGAUUCACUGAAUGUUCAACCAAAAAAGAAAACAUUCUUUUUUUCUUCUAGGGAAAAUUAAUAAAUAGAUUUUCUAAAACUGGGACCGGGAAACACAUGCUGAUAGUCAAAAUUAAUGUUGUCGUUGUCUCUGCACAGCUUAUUUCUGUUCACCUGCCAUGUUGCACAGUGGUUCCUGUGGGUUAUUUUUAUAAAAUUAGUGAAUAUAAAAUGAUCCAGUGGUUUUCUGGAUUAAAUGUUUUUCUUCUGCUUAGUAACUCUAGUGCACUACUUACCCAAUAACAAAUGGAAGUGAACCUAAUCAGUGUUUGGCUGUAUCUCAGUGACUUGUACCAAUUCAUACUUGUUUCAUGCUUUGCAGAUUAUAAAAUAGCCUACUGUUCUGGGUUGCAGUUUUCAGUUCUGACUAGUGUGGGCUCUUUGCUUCAACAAAGAGCUUCUGUUAAAGAUGGCUAUUGUCUGUGUUUAUGCAUGCUGGUUUUUAACAUCAGCAAAGAGGCCUGUGCGUAAGAGAGGAAACCUGUAAGUGAAUUUGUUCAACAGUUAAUAUCAAAGUUUGUUUUUAGGGUGCAUGAUGGAGGUUAGUGAUACUUAUUCCUGUUUUAAAAAGCAGUUUGCUUUUGGGGUUGGCAGCUGAUAAACCUGAGCCAUUAAGAAUGCAGAGCAAUCUCCACCCUCAUUGCUAAUCCUUGAAUUUGUAAUAGCAGUUUACCUUCCUCCUUAGAAUGUCAUGCAUAAUGAGAGAAACAUGGGGUCUGGGGAAGGAGAUCAUUGGCAUGGGCAUACUUUUCUCUAUUAAUACCAGUAUCUCUCAGCCAUUUUUGAGCAGUCCAGUUCUCUUUUACCAUUCCAGAUGCUAUGCUUAAGUGACCUCAGAAGAAGAAGCUGCUGGGGGGGGGGGGUGUUCUGUGCUAGCAACAAUUUGGAGAAGGGCAUGCUGACCACAGAACCCUAGUUCUGAUAUUGAAGGUGUUUUCUGAUGUUGGGCUGGGACUGAGAAAAUUCCUGUGGUUCUGUAGGUGCUGUCCAGGUGGCAUAAAAUUGCACUGUGAAGCUCUGAAAAUGUUUGUUCUUUUGAUUCAGUGGAAUAUCUUCUUCCUGUGAUGCUCAGUGAACCUGUGGCAAUUUAGAACAGAUUUUGGUCUUUGUGUCUGACUCAGUUAAGCUGCCAGUUUUUUGGGGGGGGGGGGGUCCUUGAGUUCUUGAGGGCAUGGAUCAUGCUGCGAUCAGAACUGGGUGGUGGUCUUUAUUCCAAGCAUAUUAAGUGAGAUUAAAAAUUGUGAUGUUAGAUUGCAGACACUUGUUAACGCACACUGCUAUCCAUUCUCCACUACCCAUUUUUCUCCCUUGCAUAUGUGCCUUCUUUAUUUCCACCCUGUGUGUUCUUGUUUGUUUCUUUCACAUUCCCCUUGUGUUGUUUCUUUCACCUUUCCCGUACUAAUAUUAACCUGAACUAGUUGAUAUUAGUAAUCAUGUGUACAGAACCCAGAAGCAGUCUUUGGACUAUGUUCAAAUUUUAUGCAGUGUCCUUGCUGGCAAAGAGGGUCCCAUGAGAGUCAUUUUUCAGGGCCCAACAUGGCACUUCACUUUUUGGCAGCAGCAGCUCCUGGGGCUGGGAAGGAAAUUAUUCUACCUUUCUACUUCAGGUAUAAGAAUAUUUACAGCCAGUCUUGCCUCCUAAUUUAUCAUCCCAUGUCUCCCACAAGGAAGCAUUUAUUAGUAUAAUUGUGGUCAUCCACCCUGCCCUGUAGUAAACCAGUGAAAUCAUUACAAGGAGUUAAAUAUGCACAAGCAAAAAAGCCAAUGCAUUAAGUUGGGUGGAGGAGGUGGACUGAACUGUUUUCGACAAAGAACAUAAUACUUGUAUUGUCUGGCAGGGCACUUAACUUUGCUUCUAUGGACUGUAAUUUAGUAUUCUCUGGUGGAAAAGAAUCCUAAAACUUCUGUUGCUAAAAUGCCAUUUUAACAUCUUGCCUACCCUAAAUGAAUGCACAGGGAAAUGCACAGCACGAUGUAAGCAGAUGUCUUUUAGGCCACACACUUUUCUUCUAAACAACUGUGCAUAAUAUGACUCCUCCUUCUAUUUUAAUGCCUCAAUGUACAGUGAGAAUUUGUUCAUUCCUCUGCCAAAGUGCCUCACAUCUGACCCCCCCCUCAAAAAAAAAGCAACUUGGGUUGGGGCAGAGAGAAAUCUGUAGUUGGCCCCUCUGGUGCUGCCCACCAAAGAACACAUACAACAUUUUUUACUUAACUAAAAGAGAAGCUGCACUUUGCUUUUGUAGAAUAGCUCAGAUUUUUCUCAUCUUCUAUAAAAAUAGUUUUCCUGUACUGCAGUGUUUCCAAUUCUACAAACUAUUGAAAGUAAGACUUCCCAUUAGCUUUAUUGCAGUGCUUUGCUGUUCUGAUUUGAUCAAACAUUUAAUUGAAUUUAAUAGUGAUUUAUACAGAGUUUUUUUUCAUAAUUAACUAUUUUUAAACAGAAUUAUUGCCCUGUAAUGGUUAAAAAAUACAGAUCCAUACUUCUCGGUGUUCUAGAUGUUUGAGUAUAUUAGUUUUGGUUUACUAUCAAAUAUAUUCUGCACAUGGAAUAUAACAAUAACAUUAUCUUGUGAAGCUGUAAAUACUUCUAUAUUACUAAAGACCAAUAAGAAUGUAAAUGCCAUAAUUUUGCUUAUAACUGUUUGACUCCUGUGGAAAUCUGUUCAUUAUUCAGAGUAUAAAUAACCUCAAUUUGACUUCAGUAUUAAAUAUUUUAAAUAUAUGGUUUACAUUUAAAUUAUCCUAUUUUAAAACAGUUUGGGGGAUCUUGCGAUGCUCAAUAAAGCUAUUUUUAAAACUU
Molecule: messenger RNA, 8750 nt
Organism: Varanus komodoensis (Komodo dragon)
Lineage: Eukaryota; Metazoa; Chordata; Lepidosauria; Squamata; Varanidae
Gene: PRRG1
Product: proline rich and Gla domain 1
Exons: 4
Coding region: 4707-5381 (224 amino acids)
Cellular component (GO): extracellular region
Molecular function (GO): calcium ion binding
Source: RefSeq, a predicted model, not a curated record